AUGGAUCCUGCCACACUAAGUAAACAGAUCAGUAAUAAUGCGUUCUACUUCAUCUACCUGAUAAACAGCUUUACUCGAUUGACCGAUUUAGCCUUGAAUAUAGGAGAAAUGGCAGGAUAUUCGCAAAGAGUAGCAGAAUUGGUCCGCUACUUGGAAAACAAUCACAAGGAGGAAACAAGCUUUUGGAGCUGUGGCAACGGCGAUGAAUCUCCAGAUCUUCUGGUGACUGAAAAAUUAUCCUUCUCUGUGUCGAAUGCCCCUCAUCAUUUAAUUACUGAAGAUCUCAAUCUUCGGCUUCCCAAACACAAAACUCUUCUGAUCACCGGUAGCAGUGGUGCUGGAAAGACGUCAUUGCUGAGAGUUCUGAAGAAACUGUGGGAGCCAUGCAGUGGCACAAUCAUCAGAAAUUUUACUGACACUAAUGCUAUGUUUUUACCUCAACGACCAUAUUUUCCACCUGGAUCAUUGUCUAUACGACAGCAGAUUCUUUUUCCACGUUUGGAAUCUGAUGUGCAGUGCCUUGAACUCGAGAAUGACAGGAUUGUCAAUAUUUUGCACUUGUUGAAUUUGAAAACGCUGAUUUCGAUGUGCGGUAGUUUGACUGACCCCCCUAAUUUCGAAUGGCAAGACACACUCUCCCCUGGUGAGCAACAACGACUCUCCAUUGCACGGGUGCUUCUCCACCGACCUCCGUUUGUGUUUCUGGAUGAAGCAACGAGUAGUUUGUCCAUCGACGCAGAAGCUAUUGUAUAUACAUUGUUACAAAAAGUAAGCUGA
Molecule: messenger RNA, 777 nt
Organism: Haemonchus placei
Lineage: Eukaryota; Metazoa; Nematoda; Chromadorea; Rhabditida; Trichostrongylidae
Source: the annotation of a GenBank genome assembly